AUGCUCAGCCAAGACACUGAUCUUUCGAGAGAUCAGCCUGUAGCUAUCAAAGCUAUUCUAAGAAAAAUUAGUCAGAAGACUAAUGGUCCCAAAGGAUAUGAGUUCACAUUGGAUCUUGAGCUGGGAGAGGCCCGCUCAAGUCGUUUCUUCCUGGCUAAGAUUGACCCCAGAGCUCAAUCAGUCCCUCACCAGAUGACGUCUCAUAACGUCUUAGAGACGACACAAACGUGGAUGAAGAGGUGCAAAUGCGCAAGACACUGGGAAGUGCCUGGCGAGCGAUGGUAUCCUCGUCGCUUACUGGACCUGCGAGAGCUGCGCGCCAAUCUCAAGGAUACAAGAAACGCCAAAAUUCGCCUUGUGGAGUCGGCUGAAUGCCCGGGUCUGCAAACGAAGAACGAUGGACAUAAUCGUAUUAGGUCAGCGCACCUGGACGACCGCUAUGUCACGUUGAGCCACUGUUGGGGCAAGCCGAUAGUUGGUGUGACUCCACUGAAGCUGACGACCAAGACUGAGAGGCGCUUCAAAACAGAAGGCAUUAGACUCCAGGAGCUGCCCAAAACUUUCCGAGAUGCAGUUGUAUUCGCUUCAUACUUGGAUAAAGUCGGGUUCAUAUGGAUUGAUUCACUUUGUAUUCGACAGCCACUCUCGGAAGCACCAGAGCAGCAACAAGAUUGGCUUGAGCAAAGUCGAUACAUGGGAACUGUUUACCAAAAGGGUUUCCUGAACAUAUCCGCAACCGCAUCGUCUGAUGGCAAUGGAGGUCUAUUCUUUGAUGAACGCCCUGACCACCUCUGGGAGAACAACGUCAACGUCUACUAUCCCGACCCCAAUCCUUCCGACUCGAACAGAGAACAUUUCAGCGAACUCGACGCCUACACAAGAUGUACAGUGAUUGAAAUUGAGGCUUGGGAGAAUCUGGUGCAACUAGCCCCCGUCAACCGACGAGCUUGGGUUUUCCAGGAGCGCCUGCUGGCACCACGAGUUCUACACUUUGGCCACAACGAGGCUGCAUGGGAGUGUUGUGAGUUCCAAUGCAGCGAAAGUCAAUCUGACGAACAGCUGGCUGUCGCCAACACAUACCGUCUGAAACAUCUUACACCUAAAGUUGGUCGCACAUUGCGGGAUAUGCGGUUAAAUGGCAUUCCAGACCCAGACCUGCACCUACGAGACUUGUAUACAUAUGAAUUAUGGAAGAAGGUCGUGGAAGCCUACUCUCGCGCGCAACUCACCAUGUUCAAAGACAGGCUCAUUGCACUGGCUGGUGUCGCAAGGCUGUUCCAGGAAUCCUUGUUCAAGGUGGAUUCUAGACAGCAAUACGUCGCUGGGCUCUGGAGCGCGCAUCUCGAAAGCCAGUUGCUCUGGAGUGUGAAUGAUGUUUACAAAAGCAACGGUGUCUUCGACAAUCCAGCUCAACGUCACCCAGAAAGUGGACCCUCGUUCUCAUGGGCAUCAAUUGACAGUCCAUAUGGCAUCACUUACAACGAUGUCACGGAUUACAGGUCGUCAUCAGGUACCGCUGGAGAGCUGCUCUUCAGAGCAAUGGACUACAGCGUUGGACUAGCCGACCCAAAGAAUCCUUUUGGGAUGGUUACCGCAGGCCGACUACUCCUCGCACCCCAUCAUCUCCGCCGUAUAGAAUUGUAUAAACUGCCAGUGUCACGCAGAGUGCCAUUCGCCUGGCGCCUCAAGAUCGAGCCCCAGCCCAAGCGACCAAAAGAGUUUACAAACAUUAAUCUCGACGCUCCGGAGUCUGACAAAGAUAUGUUUCGUGCUGAUGCACAAAUGUAUUGUAUGCCUGCCGCUUAUGGGGAACGAACGGUGAUAAAGACAGACCGAUACCUCUAUUGCUUGUUGCUCAAACAUGAAGGCUCGGUUGCGCUCACGAUGGGUGGAAAAGCAGGUCGCUACCGGUCAUUUCGACGAGUUGGUAUUGCAAAAUUAAGUCAUAUGGACGAACGGGGACAGGAUGCGUUAAAGGAAGAAAGCACGGAAGAAAUUAUCUGCUUGUGCUAA
This is a messenger RNA of Alternaria arborescens, 2013 nucleotides long. RefSeq lists its product as hypothetical. The transcript is spliced from 2 exons. The record is from RefSeq and is a predicted model, not a curated record. Bases 1 to 2013 code for a protein of 670 amino acids. Lineage: Eukaryota; Fungi; Ascomycota; Dothideomycetes; Pleosporales; Pleosporaceae.